CCACCGCGCCCGCUUCCCGCAUGAGGCUGCGGCAUAGCGCGUUGGGCGCAAGGGCACCGCCCAGCCGCUCCCUCCCCACUUGCAGCGCGCUCCCACCACCAGGCUCCGGCGUCCGCGCAGCGGGACUUGGUGCCUGGCCCCAGUCUCCGUGGUGGCGCCCGGGUUACCCCGCUGCCGCCUCGGGGCGCGCCAAAGGCGACGGGGGAAGGGUUGGCAGGUGGGAGCAGGGUCAGGCUCCCCGCAUGUGCUCCCAUCUCCCCGCAGAGCGCUCGGCUUUCACCCACCAUCCCCGAGCGCGGCCAGCCUGGGGCGUGCCCCGGCCGCCCCGUCUCCGCUCCCAGCAGUGCCUGCCGCACACCCCAGAGAGCAGCAUCCCCGGGCUGGCUGGUGUCUCCUGGGAGGCAGCUGCCAGGGGCUGGCUCGCUCCCAACCAAGCUGAAGCGAGGAACCAGCUCUCUCCCGUCUCCACCCGCAGGUAUGGGAAUCGUCCCCCCCCAGCCAUCCAGAAGGACUAUCAAAAUAAAGAUGAGCCAUCAAGGAACAUCACAAUACAAAGGAUUGGUUAAUGGCCCUAUCCUACCUGGGAAAAGCUACAUGCAAGGAAGCUCAUCCUAUGGACUUGAAAACUGAAUGAAGGAAAUAAAAUCACAGGAAAUUUGUCUAUCUCUCUCUUUGCUGUUUGAACUCUGGGAGGGCCAGAGACUGAGGCAGAUAUCCCCAGACACUUUGAAUUGACAGAUCUCUACAGCUCUGUCACUCUAGUGAUUUAGAUGAUAACUCAUUUGUUAAAACGUAAUGGCUGCAGCUGUGUUUACCUGUAGUAUAAUCCUAGUGUUUAUCUCUUCAGUGAAGGCAGAGGAAUGCAUGGUACAUGAUGUGCUGCAUAGUCAAAGUUUGGUAUCUGUACUGGUAGGAGAACCUCUUACUAUUGAUUGUUUGUUAGAUAAAACACUGGCUCUUCAGCACAUGAAUUACAGCUUGACUUGGUAUAAAAGUGGGAGAAAAAUGCCUGUAACUCAAGUGAAACUUUCCAGAAUACAUCAGCACGAGAACUUGCUUUGGUUUAUGCCUGCAAUUUUAGAAGACUCAGGAUCCUAUGAAUGUGUCAUGUGGAAUUUAACAAGCUGCAAGAAAAUAUAUUUCAGUGUAAUCGUUUUCAAAAAUACUGCUGGUUUGUGUUUUAAUGGGGAUUUUCUCUAUGCUCAAGAGAUAUCAGCAUCAUCAAAUGCAAAGAUUGUGUGUCCUCAUCUAGACUAUUUCAGAGAUGAGAAAAAUACUUUACCCAUUCACUGGUAUAAGGAAUGUAAUCUGAUUGACAAUGAAAGAUUUCUAAAUCGGGAUGAUGAUCUCAUAAUAAAUAGUGCAAAUGUAAAUGAUUCAGGAAAUUACUCCUGCAAGAUGACAUAUAAUUAUAUGGAAAAAGAAUAUAACAUUUCACGAAACAUUUAUGUAACUGUUAUAGAGACCCCACUGAAGAAGAAAACUGAAAUUCUUUAUCCAAGAAACAAUACAAUUGAAGUGGAACUUGGGUCCAAUGUUGUUGUGGACUGCAACGUAUCAAGUUUUAAAGAUAAUUCAAUUGGAAUAUCCUGGAGAGUCAAUAAUACUUUAGUCAAUUUUUUGUUUAUGGGGAGAGUCCAAGAGGGAAAUCAAGAAGAUUCUUUCCCAGAUGGGUACUUAUUAUCUACAGUGACGCUCAACAUCACAGAAGUGAAGCAGGAGGAUUAUGGACAUCAGUUUGUGUGUUAUGCUGGUGAAGUUGCAGCCUACAUUGCAUUAAGACAGCCAGUUCGAAAUUUUCAAGGAUACUUGAUUGGAGGACUCCUUGCACCAGUGUUUGUAAUAGUUGUUGCCAUAUUAAUCUACAAGUAUUUCAAGAUUGACAUUGUGCUUUGGUAUCGAAAAUCCUGUCGUCAUUUUCUGAGUAAAGAAGUUUCAGAUGGGAAGAUCUAUGAUGCAUAUGUGUUGUAUCCAAAAAUCAACAAAGUAGAUUGCAUCUACGCACCAGAUAACUUUGUGCUAAAGCUGCUUCCUGAGGUUUUAGAGAGACAGUGUGGAUAUAAUCUGUUUAUACUUGGAAGAGAUGAUUUACCAGGAACAGCUGUGAUCAAUGUUGUUGAUGAAACCAUUAAGCAGAGCAGAAGGCUUAUAAUUGUAUUAGUACCAGAAUCAUCAAGUUGCAGUUUAUUAGAGGAUAUCUUCGAACAGCAACUGGCUGUGUACAGUGCUCUUGUCCGGGAUGGAAUUAAAGUUAUUCUGAUUGAGCUAGAGAAAAUAAAGGACUAUACGAACAUGCCAGAAUCAAUCAAAUACAUUAAGCAAAAGCAUGGGGCCAUCAGAUGGAAAGGAGACUUCACAGAGAAAUCUUAUUUAGCAAAUACAAAAUUUUGGAAAAAUGUCAGAUACCGAAUGCCACCCAGACGUCCAACUUCUUCAGAACUACACUUGCUGCCAACAGCCUUGAACACCUUUCAAACCACAGAAAGAUGAGGCAUAUGUCACUUUAAUGGCCCUGGGCAGCUCCAUUUUGAAAGCUGUCUUGGUGGAUUUUAUUAGAAUGCUGAUUGUGUACAUGGUAAAUGGAUGAUUUCACUGAAAGCCUUUCAGGAUUGCAUUCACAGGUUAAAGAAAGCUAAUUAAUUCUCAUUCCACUGUGCAUAGCUAGCCAGCAGGAUACACAGUAAUAUUCCUUCAGUGUUAUAUUAAUGACAACGUUAGAAUGAUGACAGCAGAAAAGAAGCACCGAAAACAGCAGAAACCUCUGGGGAAAAAAUAAGCUUUUGAAAGGGCACUUUUAAGACCCUUUUUGAACAGUGUGUUUCUAGAAAAAAAAACUGUAUUAAAGCAGAUUAAGUAUAAUGAACAUUCAGGUAUCUUUUAUGUUAACUGAGUCCAGAUUUAUAUUCUGAGUUUUGUUAGUGAUAUUUUAUGUCUUUAGCCUAGGUGAUACAAUUGCAGUAGUUAAAAAUGCAGUUCAUUAAUCUGUUCUUUAUCACUAACUUACUCAGUCCAUCCAGGUUAGACCCACUUCACCCUGCCACCAAGCACAGUCAGACAUUGCCAUGCAUAUCCUGCAAAAGCUCAUCUUACUCUGAAUUGUAGAUCUUCAGCUCCCAACAAAUACAUUUUUAGAUGAAUAUGAACAGUUUGAAAGAUGGAGGCAGUUCAGCUGAAAGAUGCCACAGUGAUCAGUAAUAUUAUGCUUAAAAACUAAACAUAUUUUAAAUGAUCUGGAAGAGGGGCAAAGGAUUAAACAGAUGUAAAAUGUUAAUUACUUCACUGAUAAUACUAAUUUGGGGUAUGAGGCAAGCACCAAGGAGCACAAAGUAAACCUAUGAAGGCUGGAAAUCCAUGCGUAAAAUGAUACAACCUAAUCCAAUAAGAUUCACUAGAAGCAUUACAAAAUGUACUGUACUGAACAGUCAGUGACCUGGCAUAAAGACAGACGAGGUGAUCGAAUAAGUCUCUUCCAUCUCCUAACGUCUAAGAAUUGAUGAGAAGUGCUGGCAGUGUGUUUAAUAUUGGUCAGGUAUAAGUAUUAAGUUAAUGGAGCAAGUGUGGGGGGUUUUUUGGUUUGUUUUUUAAGAAAAUAUAUGCCAUAGUUGCAGCUGAUUUUUAAUAAAUUUCCAGUACUGUUUUGAGUCAAUUUUUGAAGCAAACUGCAGGGAUCUGAUGGUAUAAUUUCCUCUUGCAUAAAUUAUAAUGACUGCUAAAGCCUCUUACAGUUUUGUGGAAAAUAUAACCCUUUUGAAGCAGCGGUGUAUUGUUAAGCAAAUGAGACUGAUGUUGACCAGAACUACCCCACAGAGGUUGCUGGCCAGGAGAGAUGGCAAGUUUUAGAAGUGAUACCUUUUUUGAGAAAAGGAGGCAGGAUUUUCAUUGACCUAUCCUGGCACAGUGGAGGAUUUAAUGUUUGCAGGUUGUAAUAGAGUAGUCUGUGUAUACUUAUCCAAAGUGUUCUGGCUACAACUGCUAAGAAAUUAGUCUGCACUGGAGAGGACCACAAGGGCCUGGGAUAUGUUUAAGAUACAGGGAUUUACAACAACGAACUAGUCAAUGUAUUGGCUUUCAGUGGAUUACAGGUGGAAGGAAAUUGGUAUUUUUGUAAAUGAUAGGAAAAAAUCAUGCUUUUGAAAUGAAGAGAAGAGUAGAGUUGCAAAGUGCACAUUGGUCAUGUGAGAAAUGACAACCUGUAGGGCAGGCCAGAUAAAACUGGAAAACUGUAGUGAAAUUUGGGAGAUCAAAUAUUGAAUAUCUAAAUGUAUGGAUACUAUACUGACCUUCUGUGGAUCUACUGGUUGUCUUCUAAAUUAGCCAGAAAAAGUUAUUUCACUCUGAAACUAAUGCUUAAGGCCCCAUGAUUACAAUGGAACUACUUGCAAAAAUAGUUAAGCGUGUGUGUGUUUGCUUGCCUAGAGGUCUGUGACAAGGGGGACUCUCAAUGCAGAUAGAAGUUGGCUAUGUAAAAGAAGAGCUCUGACUCCUGACAUUAAAUCUGUAAUUGGUUUGAAAUUAACAUAUCCAACCCCUAGAAGUAUUGACUAUAGAUACAUGAAGCUUCACAGAAGACACUGCAUUGAUUUGCAGGAUCAAUUCUUUUUUAAUACUGCUUAAUAAAGUAACUUGCUCAGGGUCUGAUACGUAUGGUUUAUAUUAUAGAUAUUCUAGCAAGUGCAGCAAUACAUUUUUGUAAUUGGCUAUGAUCAAAGGUGGGUAUGGGGAAAUAUGAACUUUGUGUGCUCUCAGGUUCAGCACAAAAGGAAGGAAUUAUAUCACUGGGUCAAAGAACUGUGCUUCUAAAUGCUCAGUAUAUUUUACAUAAGGUAAAUUGUAUUUGUAUCAGUCAAUGAAAUCCCUCUCUCUCUAACAUACAUAUUUUUAAGAUAGGGUGACCAGACAGCAAAUGUGAAAAAUUGGGACGGGGGUGAGGGGUAAUAGGAGCCUAUAUAAGAAAAGACCCUAAAAUCGGCAUAUCUGGUCACCCUAUUUUAAGAUAAGAGAAAUGUAAUAAAACCUCCAGACUGUUGUUUGAAUAGAGUGGGAAUGGUCGUGCUAUCAGGAAGAAAUAUUUUCCAUCUAUAGCAUUGCACAAUUGGAUAUGUUUAUUUUGAGGUUUUUUCCUUUUCUCUGAGCCUCAGGUACUGACCUACAUACCCACCCUGCCUUCCUACCAAAGCUGGUGUCACAUUUCCACCACAAUCAGGACACUUUUCUGCCUGUCUUCUUCCCAAAGCGUCACAAAACUGAUGAGGAACAUUGACUAUAUACCAUAGACAUAGAUGGCCCCUGUACUUUUAUGUUGAAAGAACCAAACCCUUCCGAAAGUCAACACAGCUCUUUGUAGUGAACAGGAUGAAAGGUCUGCUGGUGUCAUCCCAGAGCAUCUCGUCCUGGAUAACCGCCUGCAUCCUGAUUUGCUAUGAAGGUUCUGCCUCCAGCCAUCACGACAGCCCAUUCCACAAGGGCCCAGGCUUCAUCAGCAGCAUUCCUCGCACAGACACCAAUCCAGGACAUUUACAGGGCUGCGACAUGGUCAUUGAUUUAUGCCUUCGCAUCCCACAAUGCCAUCACGCAACAGGCCCAUGAUGAUGCCAGUUUUUGGGAGGGCAGUGUUGCAGUCAGCACGUUCAUGAACUCCAAGCCCACGUUCAGAGAUAUUGCUUGAGUCACCUAGCAUGGAAUUGACAUGAGCAAGCACUCAAAGAAGAAAAAAUGAUUACUGAAAUUUCAUAACUGUUGCUCUUUGAGAUAUGUUGCUCAUGUACAUUCCAUUACCCAGCCUCCUACCCUCUGUCAGAGUUACCGGCAAGAAGGAACUGAGCAAGUGUGGGACUGGCAGCACCCCUUAUACAGGCGCAUAGGCACAGGGCUUCAGGAGGUGCUAGGGCCAGCCCCAUGGAUACCACUAAGGGAAAAAAAUCUCUGGCAACUGUGCACAUGGUGCGUGCACACCUAGCAUGGAAUGCACAUGAGCAACACAUCUCAAAGAACAACAGUUACGGAAGGUCAGUAACCGUUUUAUCCAGGGGCUAGUUAACAGAAUAUGGUGGAGCCAAGGCAACCUACUAGAAAUUUCAGAUUACUUGGUAGGCGUUAAGACUAGGAGUACAAGUUCAGUUACCAUAUACAGCAUCAAAAGUUCAUACUCAAGUUUCUGAGCCGAUACAGUUCCACUGGCCAGGUUCCUGGGGAAUGCCAAAUGGUACAAAGUGGAAUUUCAUCGAUUGGCUUCCUUUUAACACUAUAGCUUUGAGAGUCCAAAAUGCUCUGGCGUACUGUCAUUGAGCAUGAACUAACACAACUAGAAUUCCCAAAUGCCUCCAAAUCAAGUAAUCCCUGCUUCUCUGGGGGAGGCAGCCCAUCAAAACAUUUCCAAGAUUUCAUCUUCAGAUAUAAAGAAAGCCUUGUGUUUUUCUUAAAAUAAAUAAAAUCUAUUUUUACAUCAGUAACAUGGGGUGCCAGUCUCUCUUAGCUGGAGGACUUUCAUCAGACCUUGGACAGUGGCAUCAAUGGAGGCUGAAACUGUAGCUGCAGCUUUUAAACCUUAAUGGCCAGUUGAGCGUUGCCAUUCCUUUUCCCCCAGACUGAACAGUGGGAGACCUGCAAGUCAGAUUUCAGCCACCUCUGGCAUCCCUAUCCAGAUCCUCCAAAGGUCAAAGUCCUCCAGCAAGAAGAGGAAUCUCAGAAACUGACAUUCUGUAUAUUUCCACUAAUAAAAUGACACAACUUUUUGAUAGAUAAGAAUUCUAGUAACAAAGAGAGACAACCAAAACGUAACCAAUUACUUUAAUGAGGGAUUU
Molecule: messenger RNA, 6800 nt
Organism: Terrapene triunguis (Three-toed box turtle)
Lineage: Eukaryota; Metazoa; Chordata; Testudines; Emydidae
Product: interleukin-1 receptor-like 2
Exons: 12
Coding region: 796-2490 (564 amino acids)
Biological process (GO): signal transduction; regulation of inflammatory response
Molecular function (GO): interleukin-1, type I, activating receptor activity
Source: RefSeq, a predicted model, not a curated record